Molecule: messenger RNA, 4760 nt
Organism: Alligator sinensis (Chinese alligator)
Lineage: Eukaryota; Metazoa; Chordata; Crocodylia; Alligatoridae
Gene: SESN3
Product: sestrin 3
Exons: 11
Coding region: 2011-3312 (433 amino acids)
Biological process (GO): cellular response to L-leucine; cellular response to leucine starvation; regulation of response to reactive oxygen species
Cellular component (GO): nucleus
Molecular function (GO): L-leucine binding; oxidoreductase activity, acting on peroxide as acceptor
Source: RefSeq, a predicted model, not a curated record
CUGCCUUCAAGCCCCACGGCUGCAGCCUGUUUGAAGGGAAGCUGCGUCUCUUUAAACGUGCGCGCUUGGCAUGGCCAGGCGUUUUUUGUUGGUUUUCUUUUUAAUUGCCAUAAGCUCCUGGAUCGUGUUACAGCGGAUCCUCGGGGCUGGGCUGGUCGCAGGGCAGCUUGUCAUGGAUCAGAAGCGCUGAGCGGCGCAGCGCGAAUGGGAACCAGUUUGCGGCAGAGGCUGAGCGCUCGCUAAACUUGAGCGGGCGGGUUUAUCUGCAGGAGAACUUGUCUGAAAGGCGAACAUGCCCACGGUGCAAGCAGCCCCGAGGCAGCCACUUCAGACUUGACAGACAGCUGAAGUUGUUGGCUAAGCAAAUUUUAAUGCCAAAUGUGCCUAUGGCUAAGGCAGGGAGGGGGGGAUCGAGCUGUUCUGCCAAAUACCCACAGUUUUUUAUGUUGACAAGUAACUUGAAGCUUGGCAGCCGUCGCAUUUUCAGGAUUCAAGUGUAAAUUUUGCAACUUCUGAAGCCAUAAUCCCCUGCUACUGGAAAAAAGAAUCCAAGUUUCUCAGCCUUUAACAAGAGGACCAAGUGCCUUUAUACCAGAGAAUGAAUGGCAGUCUGGAAAGACCCAGCUCAAAUCCAGUGGGGGCCUGGCUGCUUCUACCUGCUCUCUGGCCACAGCAUGGGCAAAGCCCACCCUCGGCCACCAGAACACUGAUGAAGCCCCCUAGCUCUGCAGGCUAGAUCUGAUUCAACCCCAGAAGUGGGUGACGGGGAAUGCAUUGAAUUACAAUUGCAAAUCAGGUAUUUGACGUAUUUCAUUCAGAUGCUCUGUGAUACAGAUUGUUAUGAUGAAAGUUGAAAAAUAAAGGCAGGUAGGGGAAAAAGGUGCGAGACAAACAUGAACAAGAAGAUGUCUGCUAAGAUUUUUGAAAGGGGAGUAAACAGCAUGCUAACAAAAUUCACAGAUGAUACUAAUGUUGGAAGAAGUACAGAUACCUGUAAGGACAAGAAAGUAGUAUAAAUGGAAUUAUACAGGCAAGAAAUAUAGUUCAAGAAGUCCACCUGGAAAAUACAAGCUAAUAUAUUUGGUCAAAUUACCAAAAUAUUUAAUGUGGAGAUAAAUGAGGGAAACAGUAAUGCUGAAAGAGUUAGUGUUAAUUCUUUCGCUGUAUAUGGAAGGGGCAGCAGCAUAUGACCUAUUCCUUUCUCAACAGAACCAGUCUAGUCGCACCUGAAAUACUCUUCUCAGUUCUGAGUGCUUCGUGGCUGCUUGCAGACAUUCAAAAAACAAAAGAAAAAUCCAUGCUUUACCAAAAGAAAUGGUGCAUUACUUCAACCCAGCUCUGCAGCAUUUGUAUAGAUCGGGUGCUUCAGUAGAGCUUUUUGGUGCUUUUUUAUCUAAUAGCUGAUUCAAUCAGCUAGUGGAUAAAAGCACCAACAAAGCCCCGCUAAAGCACCCAAAAUAUACAGACAUUGUGCCUCUUCUGGGCAUGUACUGGGCUGGGCGCGGGAACAUGCCAAGUGUAAAAUGAAGCACCACUUUUUUGUUUGCUUUUUUUAAUGUCUUCAAGCAGCCUUUUACAAGAUAGAGACACUAAGAAACUGGAUAAAAUUCAGAAAAGAUUACCAAAAUUCACCCAAGAACUGAAGGGACUGAAAUAAAGGAAAUGCUGAGAUGAAUAUGUACCUGAAGAAUCCUUAGAAAACUGAAGUAGACCUAAGUCUAUAAGUAGUAGUUGAACUGUUUAAUAACUGAGUAGUGAAGGAAUUUUGUUUAGAAUGGAUCAGUGGGGUAUAAGAUGGACCAAUGGCAUGAAAUUAAGAACAGAUGUAAUGUGAAAAUCAGAGUAAAGCUUGUUGGAAGGCCUUUGUCUUAGUAGACGUCAUUAAGAAAGGAAUAACAGAGAAGAAUUCUACCUGAGGUAAUUGAUUGGACUGGGUAAUUACAUGACCAUACAAGUCUCCUCCAUUUCUGCCUUCUCAUCCCACAUGGAACACCAGGAAAUCUCGAGGUUAUGCAAGCAAAUGGCAUAGAUGAACGUACAAACCUUAUCGUGGAAGAAUACUCAACAUCUGGUCGCCUAGACAACAUCACACAGGUCAUGAGUUUACACACUCAGUACUUGGAGUCUUUCCUCCGCAGCCAGUUUUAUAUGUUGCGUAUGGAUGGACCCCUUCCUUUGCCCUAUAGGCACUACAUUGCUAUAAUGGCUGCUGCCAGACAUCAGUGUUCCUACCUAAUAAAUAUGCAUGUUGAUGAGUUUCUGAAGACUGGUGGGAUUGCAGAAUGGUUAAAUGGAGUGGAAUAUAUACCACAAAGACUGAAAAAUCUGAAUGAAAUAAACAAACUUCUUGCACACCGGCCCUGGCUGAUCACAAAAGAGCACAUUCAGAAACUUGUCAAGACUGGGGAAAAUAAUUGGUCUCUUCCUGAACUGGUGCAUGCUGUGGUCCUGUUGGCACAUUAUCAUGCCUUGGCGAGUUUUGUCUUUGGUAGUGGCAUUAAUCCCGAGAGAGAUCCAGAUGCCUCUAAUGGGGUCAGACUUAUAGCAGUCAACAACUUCUGUGUCUGUGAUCUUGCCAAUGACAACAGUAUAGAGAAUGCAUCCCUCAGAAGUAGCAGCUUUGGGAUGGUAGAUUCUUUAAGUGAGCUGGAGGCCUUAAUGGAAAGAAUGAAGCGCCUGCAAGAAGAGAGAGAGGAUGAGGAGGCAACUCAGGAAGAGAUGGCAACUCGUUUUGAACAGGAAAAGAAAGAGAGUCUUCUUGUAGUUACUGGAGCAUUUGAUGAUGAGAUGGUAUCCAUGGAUGUGUCCCGCUACAUUGAAGAUCCUGGUUUUGGGUACAAAGACUUUGCCAGACGGGGAGAAGAACAUCUGCCAACAUUCCGGGCUCAGGACUAUACCUGGGAAAAUCAUGGCUUCUCUCUUGUGAACAGACUUUAUUCUGAUAUUGGGCAUCUCCUGGAUGAGAAGUUUCGAAUGGUCUACAACCUCACUUACAACACUAUGGCUACACAUGAAGAUGUUGACACAACAAUGUUAAGAAGAGCUUUAUUUAACUAUGUCCACUGUAUGUAUGGAAUCAGGUAUGAUGACUAUGAUUAUGGCGAAGUUAAUCAGUUACUUGAACGCAGCCUGAAGGUUUACAUUAAGACAGUGACCUGCUACCCAGAGAGAACUACCAAGCGCAUGUAUGAUAGUUACUGGCGUCAAUUCAAGCACUCAGAGAAGGUCCACGUAAAUCUGCUAUUAAUGGAAGCGCGCAUGCAAGCAGAACUUCUAUAUGCCCUUCGUGCCAUAACUCGUCAUCUGACCUGAAGCAUUCGUAGGGAGAGGGCCGAGAAAUACUUAACAAUAUGUAAAGACCUUUUGAAAUAGAUACACACCAGACGCUGUUUGUGAUGUAGCAUCAGGUUAUUCAAUUCUCUAGUGUCAAAGUUUAGCCGUGUUUUUGACGGCUGUAAUGUGCAAUGACGUGUUUUUAUUUUCUUGAUGCUUAACAUUACUAAUGAUAGCAAAAAUAACACUGAGGAGCACUAGUCCUACAUUUUUUUUUCUGGUUGGAUUUCUGGACACUGGUCAAAAUCCUGAAAACAGGUUGUUUUACUUCAGCGCUUUGUUUUGCUCACAGAAACAAAGCACUUGCAUCUUGAUUUUUUUGUUUCAAGCAAUCAGUUUUCAGAUUAAUGGAAUCCAGCAAUGGAUCUUUUUUGAAUGUUCUGAAAAAUCUUAAUACUGUGUCAUAAAUCUAGUAGAGAGAAGCAUGCGCUGUGUUAAAUGAAUUGCCCACUGGAUUCUUGGUUGUCUCCUGGAGACUGUUUAUCAGGCACUGUUCUUACUACAACAGUUGAAGGUGAUGUGAAAUGUGAUUCAAACGUUGUCCAUACUCUUAAUGUGAAAUUAAUCAUGAUAAAUUCCACAGCAUGCUACUGAAAUGCAAAGUUCAGCUAUCUUCUUUCCUCUUUCCAAAAAAGAGGUUUCACAAUUAAUUUUAGCUGUACAUAUUAUGUUCCAAUCAUGCAUAGCAAUCUUCUUACUGAGUCACCCUCUGUCAAAUUCUUUACAUUAUCUGUUCUCAUCAUAACAUUGCUUGCAAUUCCCUUAGUUGGCACCUGUACACUUAAUACACAGACUGACCAAAAAUUUGUAUUUGCGCUCUCCUUUGUCCAGUCCUUUUUUUAACGUAAGGAAAGCAAAGGAAGGCUAACAUAGUUGUUUUCUUUUCCUAUUGGAUGUAUAGAAAUUUAUUACCCAUAAUUUCUUUCAUAGUGUGAAUGUGUUAAUAUUCAAGUUAAAAAAAUUGUGUUUCUAUGCAUUAAUGUGAGUGAACAAAAGAAAAGUGCAAUAUUUAAAAAGAAAGCAAGCUUUUCCCUGUUACAUCACUACUAAAGUGUCCUUUCUUUGAACAGCCAUAAAGAAAUGUUUAAAACCAAAUUCCUUUAUGGUCUGAGGCUUAGCAUUUUUGCUCCAGCUUGUACAGCUUGAAGCAAUCUGAUAUUUAGAUGCCAAAGCACCCCACAAAUAAAGCCAAUUUGGACAACUGGUAAUUUUGGGGAAGGGAAGAAGUAAGCUGCCAAAAAUGUCACAUUUCUGCAUUAUUUUGUUGCUUGACUAGAUUAAUUUUAAGAGCACAAAAUUUCAGUGUUUAUAGCUUUACUUUGUAUUAUGUUUAAUGACCAGUGAAGUGCCUAAAGAGAUGCAUAAAUUUACCCAGUAGGAAACAAUUGUCACUGCUAAAUCUUUUUUUUUUUUUUUUUUUUUUUUGG